AUGGGUGAAACCAAAAGAAAGCCAGGAAUUCUAAAAAUAGAUUUUAUCCACAGAGAAAAUCCCUGGUUUUCUCUUGGUGUCACCCAUAUAAAAUAUUUGAACCAAUUAAUUAAAUGUGAUGUUGAAGGACUUUAUAUAAAUAUUUUGAAACAGCAAAUAGAAGAGACUGAAAGUCUUAAGAAGAGACUAAAAAAGAAUGAAAUUAUUGUCGAAGUAGUCUGA
This is a messenger RNA of Cetraspora pellucida, 222 nucleotides long. The record is from the annotation of a GenBank genome assembly. Lineage: Eukaryota; Fungi; Glomeromycota; Glomeromycetes; Diversisporales; Gigasporaceae.